Messenger RNA from Neopelma chrysocephalum (saffron-crested tyrant-manakin), 1647 nucleotides. It is a transcript of the gene SP2, whose product is annotated as Sp2 transcription factor. The transcript has 5 exons. Gene Ontology annotation, cellular component: nucleoplasm; nucleolus. The record is from RefSeq and is a predicted model, not a curated record. NCBI's taxonomy places the organism in Eukaryota, Metazoa, Chordata, Aves, Passeriformes, Pipridae. The coding region runs from base 71 to 1636 and encodes 521 amino acids.
UGCCCGGAGGACGAAGAUGGCGCCGUGAGCGGGUCGGAGCCGCCGCCGCCCCCCCCGCUCCAGGGCCAGCAUGGCUGCGACUGCCGCCGUCAGCCCCAGCGAGUACCUGCAGCCGGCUGCCUCCGGCACACAGGACUCCCAGCCCUCUCCCCUGGCCCUCCUGGCAGCCACAUGUAGCAAGAUCGGCCCCCCCGCCGUGGAAGCCGCCGUGACCCCCCCGGCUCCCCCCCAGCCCACGCCCCGAAAGCUGGUGCCCAUCAAACCCGCCCCGCUGCCCCUGGGCACCGCCAAGAGCAGCAUCGGCAUCCUCUCCUCCAAGGGGAACCUCUUCCAGAUCCAGGGCUCCCAGGUGGGCACCUCCUACCCGGGGGGGCAGCUGGUUUUUGCCAUCCAGAACCCGGCCGUGCUCAACAAGGGCUCCCGCUCUUCGUCCUCCUCCUCCUCUUCUUCUUCCUCCUCCUCCUCCUCCAACAUCCAGUACCAGGCGGUGCCCGGCGGGGCGCAGACCAUCCAGGUGCAGCCCAACCUCGCCAACCAGAUCCAGAUCAUCCCAGGCACUAACCAGGCCAUCCUCACCCCUUCCUCCUCCUCCUCCUCUUCCUCCUCCUCCUCUUCCUCUUCCUCCUCCUCCUCCUCUCACAAGCCCGUGCCCAUCAAACCUGCCCCGGCUCAGAAGGCGGGCGCGUCGCCGGGCGCGGGCGGCGUGGUCAAGUUACCCGGCGGCGGCAACGUGACUCUGACCUUGGCUGGCAACAGCCUGGUGGGCCCCGAGCAGGGUGCCCAGGCGGCCCAGCUGCUCACGGACAGCCCUUCCAAAGCGGGCAAAAAGCCCCGGAAAAAGGUGGCGUCUCCCGCCCAAGCCGCCGCCGCCGCCGCCGUGGCCGUGGCCGAGCAGGUGGAGACGGUGCUGAUCGAGACGACGGCGGAGAACAUCAUCCAGGCGGGCAACAACCUGCUGAUCGUGCAGAGCCCCGGCGCGGGGCAGCCGGCCGUGGUGCAGCAGGUGCAGGUGGUGCAGCCCAAGCAGGAGUCGCAGGUGGUGCAGAUCCCGCAGCAGGCCCUGCGCGUGGUGCAGGCGGCCUCGGCCACGCUGCCCACCGUGCCCCAGAAGGCCUCCCAGAACUUCCAGAUCCAGGCGGCGGAGCCCACUCCUACCCAGGUCUACUUCAAAACCCCCUCUGGGGAGCUGCAGACCGUGGUGCUCCAGGAGGCCUCAGCCAUGGCCGUGGCUCCGUCGGGAUCAUCCUGCAGCAGCCCCGUGUCCCGCAGCCCCGGCCCGGGGGGCUCCAGGAAACCCCAACCCCGCAAGGAGCGUCCGCUGCCCAAAAUCGCCCCGGCCGGGGGCAUCCUGAGCCUCAACGCUGCCCAGCUGGCAGCAGCUGCCCAGGCCAUGCAGACCAUCAACAUCAACGGGGUGCAGGUCCAGGGCGUGCCCGUCACCAUCACCAACGCCGGAGGCCAGCAGCAGCUGACGGUGCAGAACGUGUCCGGCAACAACCUGACCAUCAGCGGGCUGAGCCCCACCCAGAUCCAGCUCCAGAUGGAGCAGGCGCUGUCUGGAGAGAUCCAGCCCGGAGAGAAGAGGAGGAGGAUGGCCUGUACCUGCCCCAACUGCAAGGAUGGGGAGAAGAGGUGAGUGGGAAGCAG